AUGGAAACUGGAGGACUUGCUCGCACUUUAACGUUGAAAGUUGGUGCAAAGGUUAUGUUGACGGCUAACAUUGAUAUUGAAAGCAAACUCACAAAUGGACAAAUAGGAACUGCUUAUCAUAUUAAGAUGGAUAGUGUAGUUAAUGACCUGAAGGUGGUUUAUGUUAAAUUUGAAGAUGGCAGUAUUGGAAUUAAGCAAAAGAAUGCAGAUGUAUAUGGAAAAAAUGUAGUACCUAUAACAAAAUCAGAAACCAAUAUUUUUCUCAAAAAGAGUGCUUCAUCUGUGACUAAUAAAAUAACACAAUUUCCAUUAAUGUUAGCAUGGGCAUGUACUGUGCAUAAAGUUCAAAGUAAGCAAAUUCCAGAUGUAGUGGUGAGCUUCAAUCUGCUGAAAGAGAAAGGUUUUAAUUAUGGUCAAAUGUAUGUAGCGCUGAGUAGAGUGACUGCUAUGAAGGGAUUACAUUUUAUAAGAGAAUACAAGUCACCUGCUAUACUUGCUGAUCCAAAAGCCAUUUUAGAAUACGAAACAUUGCGAAAUAAUUAUAUCAUGACCCCUAUCAAUCGUUUAUGUAAAGAUGAAUCAUUAUUGACCGUCAUAUUGCUGAAUGUACGAUCACUGAAAAAACAUGCCACUGAUAUUUUAUCAGAUAAAGCUUCAUGUGAUAGUGACAUAGUGUGUCUUACUGAAACUCAGAUUUCUAACAAUGAUGACUUGGGUUUGAUCAAUUCGACCUUGAAUCAAUUCACAAUAGAGCAUAGUAUAAGCAAUGAUAAAUUUUGCAGGUUAGCAUGUUGUGUUCAAUCAAAUAUCGGGAUUGUUGAUAUUUGGACGUUAAAAGGUGCGCUGCUGGUUACUGUAAAAGUGUAUGCUAUUCAGGAACAAGAGUUUAAUAUUUUGUUGUUAUAUCGUAAGCAAUCACUAUCAGUGACGUACUCUCUGUAUGAAAUAUCACACUUUGUGUCUGUCUGUCUUUCAAGGUAAUAUCUAUAUUAUUUUAGGAGACUUUAACAUUAAUGCACAACUGUUAACUCUUCUAUUCAACUUGAAAAUGCAUUAAAAAAUUACGACAUUAUUGUCAAUGAACCGACUCACAUUUCAGGAUCACUUAUUGGCCAUGUGUACAUUAAAAAUGAUAUUUGCUGACUCGCUGAAUGUAACCUAUAUGAUAAAAAAUGUUUGUUUUUUCAGAUCAUGAUGCAGUGAAAGUCAAAAUAGCGUCAGCCAAUACACCGUCUGAGUGCAAAUGUGUUCCAAGGAGUCACGAUUUUUUUGCAAAUUGUGUUGUCGGAAAAAAAGAAUUAUGCUUAUCUCCUUGAAGAAUUUAGUCAUAUAACGAUUAAAAAGAUUUGAUCCACCCAUGAUGAUUGACUAGUCUAUAUAAUUUGAUUUAUUACGUUAUAUUUAUCAAGAGAAUGAAAAGAUGCUAAGCUAAAAUGUCAUAAUUAUGAUAGAAAUUAAUCAGGUUUCUCAGAAAAACUUUUUAACAAUUUAAAACAGAUGUGAUACGUGUCUCAAUCGAUUUUCUAUCUUUUGUAAUUGCUCAAGUUUCUUCACAAGAAGUCGUUCUGUUAAUGAGAAUUUUACUUGGUUGGAGACGGGUUUUUAUUUAGUGGUUCCAGGACUGAGACACAAAAGUCUGAGACACUGACUGACAACAAGUUUAUAAGGUUGCAUACUUGAAAUUCAUGUCUCAUGUCCUGGUAGUUUUCAGUUCAUGGACUUAUUAUCUUACUUUUGUUCAAAUGUUUUUCAUAAACACAGCAUAUAAUUCUUAUAUUUUACAAAGAAAAACUUUCAUGUAAACUAUAUUUUGGUGUAUAUUGUAUAUCGAAAAACGUUUAUAAUUUUUUUUUAUUUUUUUCAUUUUAAAUGUUUAUAACGCAUGUGAACUCAAUAAUAAUAUGAAGCAAUCUGCACAACACACGAAGUGUUACAGAUGAAUAAUUGACAGUCUCGGCGGUGUAUUAGAGAAAGCGAGAACUCAUAUUGGUUAUAAUCCUUCAUAUGAUAAACAUUGUUGUAUCCAUUGAAGUGACAAUCAAAAGCAAAUUGUAUGAAAAUAAAGCAAGUGGUGAUAGACAGUUUAUCGAACCAAACGAUUAUACGAAAGCAUGAAUGAAGCACACAUGUUUCAACUUUACAUUUCAAGUAUCCUUCGCUCCAUUCAUAGAAAUGGUGAUUAAAACCGAAUACAUACGGGUGAUUAAAAUAUAGUACAAUGAAGUCAAUACACAAAAACAUGAAGCAUGCGUGUUACACCAGUGAUCAUACAGAAAGAACAUAAAUUUAUAGCUGUUAUCAGCUGUGUGUCUUAUUGUCAGACAUGGACCUGCCCUAUGAAGAGAGCGAAUGACCCGGAAAGAUUUACUAACUCUGCUGAUCAACUUAUUCAUUGUUUUUUUGUCCGGAGAGACACAUUCGUUGAAUUUGGAAAACCAACAAAAUGGUUACGGUGCUAUUCAUCACAUGUACAGUCGGACAUUCGUUUUGGUAGUGAUGAUUUUGGAAGUUAGUUGCAUCCACUUCAUAUUAGGCGUGUUGUGUAGGCGUGUGUGCGUGUUUGUGCAGGAGGAAGAACAUUGAAUUAUUGAAACAAACCUUGAUAAAUAAAUGUUAAAAUAUGCAUAACAAGUUGAUAAUUUUCUACCAAUUUUACAAAACCUAAUUUUUGGUACAUGGCUGCCCUAUCAGGAGAGAUUUAGUAAACGAAA
Hydractinia symbiolongicarpus is the source of this 2711-nucleotide messenger RNA. RefSeq lists its product as uncharacterized. The coding region runs from base 1 to 981 and encodes 326 amino acids. The transcript has 2 exons. NCBI's taxonomy places the organism in Eukaryota, Metazoa, Cnidaria, Hydrozoa, Anthoathecata, Hydractiniidae. The record is from RefSeq and is a predicted model, not a curated record.